AAUUCCCAUGUCCCUUGCGCCCCGGCGCAUCUACCAAGUCUGGAUGCGGAUCUGCACUCCGGCAGUCCUUGCGUCUUUGUCGGGUCCCUUUGGUGUCGCCCGCCCUGCGACUCGACGUGUCGGGCGUCCAUGUGGAGAUUCAGGGUCUGA
Molecule: messenger RNA, 150 nt
Organism: Bipolaris victoriae FI3
Lineage: Eukaryota; Fungi; Ascomycota; Dothideomycetes; Pleosporales; Pleosporaceae
Exons: 1
Source: RefSeq, a predicted model, not a curated record